UUAUCGUGUCGCGUGCAUUGCGAUUGCCAUUGGCUUUUUCUGGCAACGUCGCUGGACGGCGUCAUUCCUACAUCCUCCUCAACGUGCAACAUGACUGUUUCUACCAUGCCGCAAUGGCUGCAAAUAGUCGACAAGAAGCGCAAUAGUCGAAACGAGGCUAUCCGCCGAUUUAUCGAGGCACAAGACGCCACAUCUGGACACCUGCACACAGCCGGACCGAGCAAUGGCACGACAGACGACGCCACGUCACAGGAGACGAGCUUCGACAGCAUUGGAGAUCUUAUCGGAGCUAUUUCUGCUGGGACGUUGACCGCUACCGAGUUGUGCACUGCAUACAUCAAACGAGCCGUAGCAGCUCACAACCAAACGAACUGCCUCACUGAGAUCCUUUUUGACGAUGCACUGAGACAAGCCAAUGAGCUGGACUCCUUUUCCAAAGAGAAUGGACGCCUUGUGGGCCCUCUGCAUGGAGUGCCCAUGACGCUGAAAGACCAAUUCGAUGUUCAAGGGUACGACAGUACGCUCGGAUAUGUUGGGCGAGCAUUCAAGUCUGCAGAGCAGGACUGUGUUUUGGUCGCGCUCUUGCGGAGAAUGGGCGCCAUCAUCAUCGCCAAAUCAAACCUACCGCAGAGUAUCAUGUGGUGUGAAACCGAAAAUCCUAUAUUUGGUCUUACCACUCAUCCGAGAAAUACCGACUUUACCCCUGGAGGCUCCACAGGUGGAGAAGGCACACUGCUCGCCCUACAAGGCUCAGUUGUAGGCUGGGGCACUGACAUUGGUGGAAGCAUACGCAUUCCUUCGCAUAUGUUAGGACUAUAUGGUCUCAAGCCUAGUAGCACACGGCUUCCUUACCAAGGUGUCUCGGUUUCCACCGAAGGGCAAGAACAUGUGCCCUCUGUGAUAGGGCCUAUGAGUAGAAGCAUCGAUUCACUGAUUGAAGUUACCAAAGCUGUCAUUGACAGCAAACCUUGGGAUGACGAUCCGAAAUGCUCUCCGCUGGAAUGGCGAGACGACAUGUUCAAAGAUGCUCAAACACGACCCUUAGUCGUUGCGGUCAUGCGAGACGAUGGAGUUGUUAAACUGCACCCGCCAGUGGCACGAGUACUGGAUGAAGUGGCUCAGAGGCUUACACAGGCCGGCCAUGAACUCGUACCAUGGAAGCCAGGGACGUUGCAUCAAGAGUGCAUAGACAUCAUGGACCAAUAUUACACCGCAGAUGGAGGUGAAGAUAUCAAACGUGACGUCGCGGCUGGAGGAGAGCCUUUCAUUCCACACGUAGAAGCGCUCGUCAACCGAGGGAAACCAAUCUCGGUGUACGAGUACUGGCAGCUAAACAAACAAAAGCUAGCCGCACAGAAGCGGUACCUCGAUCUAUGGAAUUCAACAAAAUCUACAGCUUCGGGGAAGCCAAUCGACAUCUUGUUGUGCCCAGUGAUGCCACACUCCGCAGUUCCCCAUCGAAAAUGUCGCUGGGUGGGCUACACGAAGGUUUUCAACUUCGUUGACUAUCCUUCGGUCGUCCUACCCGCUGGUGAGGUCUCGAAAGAGCUCGAUGGUACCGCGGUCGCAGACAUGGCUGCAUAUGAGCCAAGGAACGCUCUAGACGAAUGGAACUGGAACUUGUUCGACCUGGAUGCUAUGGACGGCAUGCCUAUCGGUGUGCAGGUCGUUGCGCGGAGACUGCAAGAAGAAAAGAUACUUGGAGCGGCCAAGGUGGUUGAUAUGGUUCUGAGGGGUGCUGGUGAUGAUCUACAAGGGAGGAUACCCUCAUUGAAAGACGGGUUAGAGUCGCGAAAGCGUCCACAGAAUGAUUGAAUAUUUGUCUCAGCAUUGUUUGUUACAAUUACAUCGCUCUUGGCUGCUUGUAAACGAGAUCAUGUCCGAGAGCAUCGACUCUGGCGUCGACCACGCGAGAUCUUGGACAGUGUCACUCCGUCAGUGGCCGUUUACAUGACACGAGCGAAGUGGAGCACAGUGAAUACCACAAACACUGGAAGCUUGAGUACCUUAUGCUGGAGAUACUGUAUAACACGAUCGUAAAAGUCC
This is a messenger RNA of Paraphaeosphaeria sporulosa, 2046 nucleotides long. Its product is annotated as acetamidase. The transcript is spliced from 8 exons. Bases 91 to 1815 code for a protein of 574 amino acids. Lineage: Eukaryota; Fungi; Ascomycota; Dothideomycetes; Pleosporales; Didymosphaeriaceae. The record is from RefSeq and is a predicted model, not a curated record.